Molecule: messenger RNA, 688 nt
Organism: Perognathus longimembris pacificus (Pacific pocket mouse)
Lineage: Eukaryota; Metazoa; Chordata; Mammalia; Rodentia; Heteromyidae
Gene: Plac8
Product: placenta associated 8
Exons: 5
Coding region: 178-522 (114 amino acids)
Biological process (GO): positive regulation of transcription by RNA polymerase II
Source: RefSeq, a predicted model, not a curated record
CUGUCUAGAUUGCACCAGCCAAUCAGAACGUCCAGCUCUGUUCAUUGUACUACAAACCCAUUGGGAUAGAAAGAGCCACCUCUAUUAGCUUUCACUCUGAAUCUCUCCCAAGCCACAAGCCUCUCUGCUUGAAGCCUACUUCUCCAUUGCAAUUUCUUUUAAGACUUUGCAUUGAGAAUGCAAGCUCAGGUGCCAACAACAGUUGUUGUAACUCAGCCUGGAUUUGUUCGUGCACCCCAAAAUUCCAACUGGCAGACAAGCCUGUGUGAUUGCUUCAGUGACUGCGGAGUCUGUCUCUGUGGCACAUUUUGCUUUAUGUGCCUUGGAUGUCAAGUUGCAGCUGACAUGAAUGAAUGCUGUCUGUGUGGAACAACUGUGGCAAUGAGGACUCUCUACCGAACCAGAUAUGGGAUCCCUGGGUCCAUUUGCGAUGACUACAUGGUGACCUAUUGCUGUCCUGUUUGUUCUCUUUGCCAAAUCAAGAGAGAUAUCAACAGGAGGAGGGCAAUGAAUGCCUUCUAAAAAAGAUUGAUGGUGAAGAGCUUUUAUUAAAAAACAAACAAAAAAAAAAAACAACCCAGAAACCACCUCUUCAGCCUGAAGACCUGACUUCUCCAUCUUCUCAACUGAAAUGGGAUGGAUAUAUUUCACACAAUGGCAUCAUCACAUAAUGGCAUUUUAAAAAGUG